GUGUGUUGUCAUAUGUCAUUCAUUACGCAUAAGUAACUGUCAUUUGAUUCUUUAAUUUUUUCUCCAUUUUAAUCAAAGCGGAAAACUUAUGCGUUAAAAGAUGUCGAUAUUAGCUAGUCCUCUAUCAGUAGCCGGUUCAAGAACCACCGGAGCUUCAGUUCGUACCCAAAAUGUCAUGGCAGCAUCUACAAUUGCCAAUGUAGUAAAAAGCUCAUUGGGUCCAGUAGGAUUAGAUAAAAUGUUGGUUGAUGAUAUUGGAGAUGUGACCGUAACAAACGAUGGAGCCACUAUUCUGCGACUUUUGGAAGUAGAGCAUCCUGCUGCUAGAGUUUUAGUUGAAUUAGCCCAGUUACAAGAUGAAGAAGUCGGUGAUGGCACCACGUCCGUUGUAAUAAUAGCUGCAGAAUUACUUAAAAAUGCUGAUGAGCUUGUUAAACAAAAAAUUCAUCCUACUUCUAUCAUCAGUGGUUAUAGAUUGGCUUGUAAGGAGGCUUGUCGGUAUAUUCAAGAUCAUUUAACCAUACCAGUAGAGGAAUUGGGGAAGGAGUGUAUUAUAAAUGUCGCCAAGACAUCUAUGAGCUCAAAAAUCAUUGGAGCUGAUGCUGAUAUUUUCUCACAAAUCGUCGUUGAUGCCGCUACCGCCAUCAAAGUAACAGAUUCGAAGGGUAAUGCCAUGUACCCCAUUAAAGCUGUCAACGUCCUUAAAGCGCACGGUAAGAGCGCUAGGGAGAGCUUUUUGGUUGCCGGAUAUGCUCUUAAUUGUACAGUCGCCAGCCAGGCCAUGCCCAAGAAGAUCCUUAACGCCAAAAUCGCCUGUUUAGAUUUUUCUUUGCAGAAGGCUAAGAUGAAGAUGGGUGUACAAGUCUUGAUCACCGAUCCCAAUCACCUGGAAGGGAUCCGCUCCAGGGAGCUGGACAUCACCAAGGAGCGCAUCCAGAAGAUCCUGGCGACGGGAGUGAACGUCAUCCUAUGUUCCGGGGGUAUUGACGAUCUGUGUCUCAAGUAUUUUGUAGAAAACGGCGCCAUGGGGGUGCGUAGGGUUAAAAAAGCCGAUUUGAAACGUAUCGCUAAAGCUACGGGCGCCGCUUUUGUCACUUCACUCAGCAACAUGGAAGGGGACGAAACAUUCGAUGCCAAUAUGGUCGGCGAGGCAGCUGAGGUCGUACAAGAAAGAAUAUCCGAUGACGAACUUAUCAUUAUUAAAGGCCCCAAAGCCCGCACAGCCGCUUCAAUCAUCCUUCGCGGACCCAACGACUUUUACUGUGACGAAAUGGAGCGCUCAGUGCACGACGCACUCUGCGUCGUCAAACGCGUCCUCGAAUCAAAAAGCGUCGUCGUGGGAGGCGGUAGCGUCGAAGCGGCAUUGUCAAUCUAUCUGGAGAACUUUGCAACAACGCUCAGCUCCAGGGAGCAACUUGCCAUCGCUGAAUUCGCCAGAAGCUUGCUGGUAAUUCCCAAGACGUUGGCCGUUAACGCUGCCCAAGACGCGACUGAUCUAGUGGCCAAGUUGAGGGCAUACCAGAACUCCAGCCAGACCAAAAAGGACCAUGCACAUUUGAAGUACGUCGGAUUGGAUCUUAUUGAAGGUACCGUACGGGAUAACAGAAAAGCUGGAGUCUUGGAACCGACUAUGUCAAAGAUCAAAUCUUUGAAAUUCGCUACUGAAGCCGCGAUUACCAUCUUGAGAAUCGAUGAUAUGAUAAAAUUGGAUGCCGAACAGAAGGGCGGUGGUAAAAGUUACCAUGACGCCAUGGAUAGCGGAGAAUUAUAUGAUUAAUUAAAUAAAAAAUUAAUUAUUUAACGUAUUACUAAUUUAUGGCUAUAGCAGAAGAAAGCU
Messenger RNA from Psylliodes chrysocephalus, 1837 nucleotides. The record is from the annotation of a GenBank genome assembly. NCBI's taxonomy places the organism in Eukaryota, Metazoa, Arthropoda, Insecta, Coleoptera, Chrysomelidae.